Messenger RNA from Apis laboriosa (Himalayan honeybee), 663 nucleotides. RefSeq lists its product as uncharacterized. The record is from RefSeq and is a predicted model, not a curated record. Lineage: Eukaryota; Metazoa; Arthropoda; Insecta; Hymenoptera; Apidae. The transcript is spliced from 3 exons. Bases 1 to 639 code for a protein of 212 amino acids.
AUGGGGCAAACGGUGGGACGCAUGCCUCAUACAUGGGCAGAUUUAUUGAAGGAAAGAGAUCGUGUUUUAUAUUGGAGUGGUGAGGUUUUAUCAAAAGUGAUCGACAACGUAAACGAAGAAAGAUCAUUCCUGAUCGAUUACGGCAAUGAAAGCAUUGAUAAAAAAAUCGAUUCGUGGAUGGAUUCGAACGAAGCACGAAUCGAUAGAAUUUUCAGUAAACAUCCAAACCUGCCAGAAUCAUUUAAACUUGAAGUGACAAACGAACUCAAACAAAUAAAAGAAGAUUUAAGAAUAAAAAUGAGACAUGAUUACUACCAUGGCUAUAGAGACAUGGACAAGUUUACAAAAAAAGUAGACAGAUUAGGAGAACGACAGCGUAAAAUACACGGGAAACUUCUACAUAUUGAAAAUAUUUGCGAUAAUAAUAUAAAAGAAUUUCGAAGAAGAUUCGGCCCUUUGCGAGUGAAAACGUUCAAAAAUCUUAAAUCAGGUGAAAAAAUGAUAGUUAAAGACAAGAGACUGAAGUCACAGUUUGCUAAACGAGUAUACGAUAUUGAUCACAAAAAUGUACAAGAAUGUGCGAAAUGUAUCGACAAGUUAAUAAAGAUUAUUGAAAAAAAAGCUAUGUUUAAACAAUGAUUAAAAUUAGAUAAAUAAAUAAUC